This is a messenger RNA of Meleagris gallopavo (turkey), 4237 nucleotides long. The record is from RefSeq and is a predicted model, not a curated record. NCBI's taxonomy places the organism in Eukaryota, Metazoa, Chordata, Aves, Galliformes, Phasianidae.
UGCCUACAGAAGCUGUGGAUGCCCCAUCCCUAGAGGUGAUCAAGGCCAGGCUGCACAGGGACAACCUGAUGUCGGGCCUGAUUUAGCAACUCUACCUAUGGCAGGGGGCUAGAACUAGAUGACCUUUAAGGUCCUUCCAACCCAAGCCAUUCUGUGAUUCUAUGAUUAUCAUAAAAAAAUGAGGAAGUCACAUUUCAUAUAUCUUUUUCGAAAAGAGCAACAAAUUAAAAAUCAGUGAUUUGUUACAGUCUGUGUUAGAUGAGACAGCCUUUAAGGAAAGUGUUAUUCCCACAGUUCAUUUAAAGAGUGUAUUUAGAUCAUGUUCUGAUUUCAUUUUUUUGUUCUUUCAGUCCAGUUCCUCCUGAAAAGGUUAUCAGUAAUGGUGUCUUGGUGGUAAUUUCAAACUAUUUAUCUAUGUUCAUUAUCUUUCUGGUGUUGGGAAUGAUAAAUAUGGAAAGGGCCCCAAUAAGUCAUUGCAGUCAGAGCUGAAGGAGAGGGAGAUGUGGGGUGGUGGGAGGAGGAGCAUCAGAAACUGGCAGCCAUCUGCCUCCAUGGUUCCUGGGGUGAGGAUGUAUUAAGAAAGAGUGAACGUAGUCACUGGGGAUACCCACAGGCCAGUCCUCCAUCACCAGUUGAUGGCAAGCUUCUUGGCAGAGCCUGAAGUGCUCCUUCAUUUGCUUGCUGCCUCUGUGUCAUUCCCCCUGGGAAGCAGGACCGCAAGGACAGCUCUGUGAUUUGGCUGCCCAUCAGUCCAUCUUCAGGAGGCCUUGCCAUACUCCCACUCAUCUCAUUAUGUCCCCUUCCUUCCUAUCCCAUGGACAGACACACCGCUGCAGCCAUUCUUCUUUCAGCUGGCACAUCUUAAGAGUACUCAUACCUGCCAAACACACAAUGGGCAGGUGUCCAGACCCCAGGAACUCAGGUGGCCAGAGAUAAAUAGUAAAGUGACUCAAAUGUAGCAUAGUUUGGAUAUUUAAUUCUCUUAUUAUUCAUCCCUGUGACAGUCUCGUGAAGCUUGCUGCUUGGAAGUCCUCGUGGACAACACACAGAAGAAAGUAGCUUCAGAAAAAGACUUCCUGUUCACAGUGAAGGGAUCCUAUGAACAGAACCAGACCCUGUCACUGGGCUCUUCCCUGCAACCCCCAAGGCCUCUCAUCUUCCAUUAUCUCAAAUAUGGUCUGGCAGAGCUGCGCAUGGCUCUGGCAGAAAAGAAGCCACAUUUCUGCUUGUAUACCUCAGGUGAAGAGAAAAAAAACAGCGUUGCAUCCCUCACUGUUCCUCUGGAUUCACUUCCCUUCAAGGAGAAAGUAGCAGUGGCAAAGAAUGAAACAGUCAAUUUACAUGUAAAGUCAAUGGACUGGUCAAGAAACCUUGAUGUUCGCUUGGAGUUUGAUCUAUGCAUGGAGGAGAAAAUUUUCCUACAAAAACGGAGGAAGUUGGUAGCUUCUGCUCUGAAAAAAGCACUUAACUUAGAACAGGACCUACAAGACCAUGAGGUUCCAGUUGUAGCAGUCAUGACAACAGGAGGUGGCACUCGGGCACUGACAUCUUUGUUAGGCAACCUGCUAGGUCUUCAAAAACUGGGUCUCUUAGAUGCUAUUUCUUACAUCACUGGGUCAUCUGGCUCAACAUGGACGUUGGCACAUUUGUAUCAGAGUCCUGACUGGUCACACAAGGAUAUCUCUGGACCAAUCCAUGAAGUCCGCAGACACAUGACCAAGAGCAAGCUGAGCUGCUUUUCCCUGGAGAGCUUAAAGUACUACGACCAAGAGCUAAAGCUGCGGAAGCAAGAAGGAUACCAGAUCUCUAGCAUUGAUUUCUGGGGGCUCCUGCUGGAAAGAGCAUUAAGUGAUGGGAAAAACAAUCACAAACUGUCUGAUGAGAGACGGGCAUUAACUCAAGGUCAGAAUCCCCUACCAAUCUACAUGAUCCUCAACAUCAAAGAUGACUACAGCCUUUCAGAGUUUAAAGAAUGGGUUGAGUUUACACCUUAUGAAGUCGGGUUUUUAAAAUACGGUGCCUUCAUUCGUGCAGAAGAUUUUGGCAGCAAGUUCUUCAUGGGUCGCUUGAUGAAGAAGCUUCCUGAGUCUCGGAUCUGCUUCAUGAAAGGCCUGUGGAGCAAUGUCUUUUCAUACAACCUUUUGGAUGCUUGGCAUUCAUCGGAUCCUUCAGAAAGGUGCUCACUGAGGUGCACUCAACCCACAGCUGUUGAUGUUGAAGGAGAUGAGCCUUCCUCACCAGUCAGGAACCAUGAGUUGGAGACUUACAUAGUCACCCCUGAAUGUGGCAUCAUGGGCAUUGUUCGGGAAGUCCUCACUGAGCGAGUAAUGGUCUCAAAGUUCUUCAAUUUCCUAAAGGGGUUCCAGAUGCACAGUGAAUACCUUCAGAGCAAAAGCUUUUGUAUAUGGAAAGAUACUGUGCUAGAGAAUUUCCCCAACCAGCUGACAGAAACAGCAGAGUUCCUGUGCCUUGCAGACACAGCAGGAUACAUUGAUAUCAGCUACCCACCACUCAUGAGGCCAGAGAGGAAAGUGGAUGUUGUCCUACACUUAAACUAUUCUUCUGGAUCACAGACAUCGCCUUUGGAAGAAGCCUCAAAGUACUUCUCAAAACAGGGAAUUCCAUUUCCAAAAAUCCACCUGAGUGAAGAGGAGAAAAAGAAUCUAAAGGAGUGCUACAUCUUUGAAGAUGCAGAGACCCCGGAGGCACCAACAGUGGUGUUUUUCCCUCUGGUGAAUGACACAUUCAGAAAAUACAAAGAGCCAGGUGUAGAGCGCAGCUCCGCUGAGAUGGCACAAGGCAAUGUGGAUGUUUCCGGCCUUUUUUCCCCAUACUGCAUAAACAGCUUUACCUACACAGAGGAGCAGUUUGACAAUCUGGUAAAACUGACCAGCUACAACAUUCAGAACAACAAGCAUCUGAUUCUUCAGGCUUUGAAUUCAGCAAUAGAGCAGAAACGACAACACAAAAAAUAAAUGCUGUCCUAAGUUUCAGAAAGAUCUCUGUAUCACUUUUUCUCCCCUGUAGAAGAAUCAGAACCUGCUGAUGAAUGAAUAUAUGGACUUGGGAAAGUAUUGAGACUUAUCUCAGCUUGUGGUUCCUCUACACCAAGUAGCAAUCCUAGAUAAGCCCAUCAAACGAAAUAAUGAUAACUCUCAUGCAUUAAAGUAGGUUUGCACUGCUAAUGAACGUUUUUUUUCAUGUAUACAUAUACAUGUAUGUAUAUGUAUAUAUAGUAAAUUAAAGGUUAGAAAAUAUGGGGUUUAUUGAUGGGUUUUUUGAAUUUAUGAAUGUGGAACAACAACAUAUCUUCUUGCAAAAACACAAGUAAAAAAUUAUAUGUGAAGAGAAAUGAGCUUCAGGUAUCUAAUAUAUUUCAAAUUCAGUGCAAUUAGAAAAAACAUGGAACAAAUAUAGGCAAUCCCAAGGGAAAGAGAUAACUAAAUUUUGUUAUAACAUCAGCAUUAAAUUUUAUUGCAAAUAGCAGACAAAACUAAACAUAAAAAGAUAUAGAAGAGCCAAGAUUUACUGUGUAAGAUGCAGAAUUUCUAUACUUCUGAAUUUACAAAUUUUAUUAUGCCAGCAGUAUUUGGGGUUUGGAAAAUCCUAUGGAAGUGAUCAUUCCAAACCCUUUAGAGAGUCACAAGCUGCUCUUCUGGUGCAUGCAUAAGCACCUAACCUGAGGUUGUGUUUUUCAUUGAAUACUUAUGAUGUUCAGAGUAUCCAGCUCAGCAUCUACUUCCCAUUAGUUUCAACAGGUCUAAUAGUAUUUCUUGUUAUUACAGAUGAGAAUGCUGUGAGAAUAAAAACAUUAAAAACAGAAACAUUCAGAUUUUGUGGUAAGGGAACAAGCUAAGUGUUUUAAACUGAUAUCCGUGGGUAAUUCAUGAAUAAUUAUAUAAUUUUUCAGUCCUUGAAUGUAUACAAGUAAUAUAGGCUUUGUGCAACUACUAUAAAUAUCAUAAGGCAAUUUGUUGAGAUCACUUAUCUUUUAAAUGAAGAUCAAAAUAUUUAUUUGCUUUAUGAAAGAUUUUAAUAAUGCAAAUACUCUGCAAACCUAUCUGUUAAGAAGAUAAUGCUUCAGCCAGUAUCAGAUGCCCUUAAGUAGGUCAAAUUUAAAUGAAACACGGUGACUUGUCUGUGUUGAAGUAACAUGUAUUGACACACACAGAGCUGUGUGUUGUUUGUUGUAAAUGAUGUAAUUGUAGCCAAAAUAGAAAAUAAAUUUUUAAUUCAA